Molecule: messenger RNA, 1014 nt
Organism: Colletotrichum chrysophilum
Lineage: Eukaryota; Fungi; Ascomycota; Sordariomycetes; Glomerellales; Glomerellaceae
Exons: 2
Coding region: 1-1014 (337 amino acids)
Source: RefSeq, a predicted model, not a curated record
AUGCCGCCAGACCCAACGAUCGACGACGAGGAAUACGAGUCCUCCCAAGACUCUGACUUCGCACCCGAAGACGCAGCCGGUGCCGAUGGCGGUGCCGAGUCUGAGGCAGAGGACUCUUCCGACUCCGACUCCGAAACCGCGAAGACCAGCAAGCGCAAACGCGACGCUGCCGCGGGCGAUGAGGCAGACGAUGCGGGGUUUGAGAACUCGGGCGACGAAGCGCUGAUCAAGAAGGCGAAGAAGAAGCGCAAGAAGGCGAGAAGCGGCGAUGGGGCGCCAGACGGGGAUGACGAGGGCGGCGAGGGAGGGCUGGUGAAGACGCGGAGCAUGCGCGCUGCAGAAAAAGUAGAGCGAAAGAUGGCUGCUGCUACCGGGCCGGUGACGGUCGACGUCGACGCGAUUUGGGCACAGAUGCUCGCGGGGCAGACGACGACGCAACCGAGCCAAGAACAGGGCGCCGGAGAAGCGGACGCCACCGCGCAGCCUUGCGGCACAACAGACGCGCAAAAGCAAACCGACGCACCGGAAACCGAGCCCUCAGAUAUGAUCCGCAUCAAGCGAACGUACAAUUUUGCCGGAAAAGUGCAGACAGAGGAGAAGCUCGUGCCGCGCGACUCGGCCGAGGCGAAGCUCUACCUCGCCUCCCUGGGCAAGGACGCACCCGCUGAUGAAGGCGCCGCUGAGCCGGAAGAGCCCAAGAGGGUACUGAAGAAGGCAUUCCGUUCGGCGUUCGAGCCCACCAUUGAGAUAGUCGGGCAGCGGUCCGACUUGAACCUGGGCAUGACGGUGCGGAUCAAGGCGCGCGAGAAGCAGGCGCAGGCGAAGAAGCUCAACACGGUCGAGAAGAGCAAGAUGGACUGGGCCGGGUACGUGGACAAGGAGGGCCUCAAGGACGAGUUGGAGCUGGCGGGGAGGUCCAAGGAGUCCUACGCCGGGAGGCAGGACUUUUUGGCGCGCAGCGAGGCCAAGAGGGAGGAGGAAGCCCGGCGGGCGAGGAUUUCGGGGCGUGUAUGA